AUGACGACAACAGGUAGCUGGAUUAUGACAGACAUCCCGCCGCCUCUGAAUGCACUCGCUGCUGCUGCUGCUCGUCAGCAGCACCACCACCCUCUGUCGACACACCCUUUCGCCGUCCCUCCUUCAGCUUCGCGACGACAACCGCAGCCGCCUGUCGACGAUGGUGUCGAAGAAGACGACGGAGAGAUCAUUUGUAUCUGUGGUAUGCGCCAUGACGACGGCUUUUCGGUGCAAUGCGAAACCUGCAACAACUGGCAACACAUGAUCUGCUACUACCCUACUGAAGCAGAUCGCCCCGGUGAGCACCAAAAGCACUACUGCUUCGACUGUCAACCGCGAUGGCUCGACGCCGACCAAGCAAAGGAACGGCAGAAAAAGCAAAUACAGCGACAAGCUGUCGACUCGCGACGACCCGGCCCAAAACAUCGCAAGAAACAAAAAGAGUCGCCAGCUGCCGUCAAUGGCGCCUUGCUACAAGGUCGCGAUCGUAAAAGUGCCAGCCCACGCGAUCAACCACCUCCUGCGAAACGCCCAAAGACUGGUCACCGCCCCUCCGCAACUGCCAAUCACGCCCCGACCGGUCGCAAACGAAACGGCACGAUAACGACAGCUCGCAGUCCCUCACCAGACCCUUCCAGACCUACUAUCCCAUGGUACUCGGAAGAGUUUUAUCGUCUCUAUUCUCAAGUCUCGUCGCAUGUCGAAACAGAAACAAAUCUCAUGAACAACAUCGCCGUCACGAAUUCAUUGUCUGAAUGGCUGAAGAACCCAGUUGUUGUCGAGAAGGACACGAACGGCCUCAGUCAAAACGACAUCUUCCUUCGCUGGGAUGGACCCUUCGAAGACAUGCCUGGUCGGCCCGAGGUCGCUUUGCACUGGGAAGCAGACCCCAACUUCAACGACCAAGCUGAACCUCCGAAAUGGCCCUGCUUGACCGUCGAGCAGGAUAUCUCGAAGCGUACAUUCAUCGGUGAGCUUCGUGGUCACAUUGGGUACAAGGAAGAGUACAUGAACGAUCCUGAGAGUCGUUGGUCAUCACUACGCCACGCCGAACCUUUUGUCUUCUUCCAUCCUCAACUACCUAUAUACAUCGACGCCCGUCAAGAAGGCACCAUGUUCCGCUACGUUCGUCGCAGCUGCCGACCAAAUACGGAGAUCCAGACCAUCAUCACCGAUGGUACCAACUACCAUUUCUGCUUCAUGGCUACUAAAGAUCUUCAGUCUGGCGAAGAAAUCACUGUCGCUUGGCAGACAGACGAUACGAUCAAAGCAAUGUGGGCCGAGAGAGGCGUCGUUCAUGGCGACGUGCCUGCCGACAUCAAACACGCCAUUGCCAUGUGGGUGUCCAAUGUGCUCGCUAACUGCGGCCCUUGCGCAUGUAACGGCGAUGGCUGUCUGAUGGCAAGAUUCGAUCGCCGUGGUCAGCCCCAGCCUGUUGAGCCACCAGAGACGACUGCAGCCCCUCUAAAAGUACCAAAGGUCCGCCGCAUUAAGACCAAGAACAACCUCUCGCCCGCCGACCCGAACCGCAACAGCCACAGCCGUUCCGGCAGUGAAGUUCGCAAACUUGAAGUCGAAGUUGAAGAUGACAUGACAGACGCUCAAUCUGUGUCUGGUUCAUUCCGAGCAUCUGCCAGUAGAGACAUUACUCCUGGCACUCAUUAUUCGGCCGUUAUACCCGAGAUGUCUGAACGAGAAAAGAAGAAGCUCAUGCGCGAGGAAGAGAUGUUCCGUCGACAAGAGGAGGAAAGCGGGAGACAAAAGAAAAAGCGGCAUAGCGGCGCCACGCCCCUGCUACCACAGAGCAGUACAUUGUCUUCCUCGAAACAACAGUCGUCGGAACCCUCGUCUUCUCGUCGUGGCACUAUUUCCAAGCGACCAUCAAAAACUACGAGAUCCGACCAGCAGUCUUCCGAAACCUCGAGGCCGGUUUAUGUUGAUUCGGCGAUCCAAUGCGAUAUGGACAACGAUGACCCUCCAGAGCCACAAAUGCCCACGCCACCAAAGAAGAAGCGAUAUCUGUCAGUGACACAACGUUUGCUUCAAAGGUGCGCUUCCAACAACCUCAAGCGUAAGGCUGAAAGCGAAACGCCCGAGGAUUUGCCCACCAACGGAGUCCAUCCUGAAGAGAGUAUGGAUAUUGUCAAUGAUGAGCAAAGCCCGAGAAGUGUUGGUGCUCCGUCAGACGCUACUCCAUUGUCACCUGUGUCCAUCAAGCAUGCCGACGUCAACAUGACCGAGGCCAUGCAAGCACGUCCUACUUCACUGUCACCCGCGUUUGGUCCGGUGGAUACUGACAUGCAAUACAUGGAUGAUGAACGCGCCACACCUCCUCCACACGACCACAAUGCUUCAUCGUCGUACAGCUCAGCAAGUCCUUCUACAUUGAAGUCGGGUGUGGCUUCACAUCCACCAAUGGAUCCUCCACCUCCACCAUGGCCACAAAGAGAAGCACCGAGUAUAGGUGGAGUGCAGCCAGCCUCUCCGGAGUUCAAAGCUGCCCACCCCGAGAUGCAUCUGACCAUGCCUCCAUCGUUGAACUCUGCAACUUCACUCCCACUCACGCAAUCACCUGCGACCUUGACACCCAGUCUUUCGAAUAUACCUCUCUUUUCACCAUCCGUUUCAGCGGCGGUAAAUCCCAGUCCUGCCCGGAAGAAGUUGAGCUUGAGCGACUACACCAAACGCAACAAAGUACACCAGCCAAGAGAUAUAUCACCUGCAGCUAGUCUGACAGAUAGCGUAUCAGCCAAAGACAAGGAAAGCAUCUUGAAUGGUGUGGCUGUCACGGACUCGCCGGCAUCAGAGCAGGCCAUGGACGCAACAGCGGCGCCACUCGGAAGCCAAGAGUCAGUAGUACCACCAGCUUGA
Messenger RNA from Aureobasidium namibiae CBS 147.97, 2871 nucleotides. RefSeq lists its product as uncharacterized. The coding region runs from base 1 to 2871 and encodes 956 amino acids. The transcript has a single exon. NCBI's taxonomy places the organism in Eukaryota, Fungi, Ascomycota, Dothideomycetes, Dothideales, Saccotheciaceae. Gene Ontology annotation, molecular function: protein binding. The record is from RefSeq and is a predicted model, not a curated record.